UUUUGUGAAAUUCUCCUGCAGCUGGGGGCAGUUUAUGUGGGUGUUUGUGUUUACACUCACUUAAAAAAAACCCAAAAACAUGUUCUUUCAAGUGACUCAUAAUAAAGAGUAACUUUUGUUUUGAAAGCUGUACAUGCAUACUCCAGAGCAGGUACUCCAAUGGCAGGAACAGCAAUAAGAUUACGGCAGUUCGUAGAUAAAGAACCCAACGUCCCCCCAGGAAGUAUUCAUCAUCAGGGAAAGGAUGUUGUUGGUUACUAUCCAGGCCAAAUGGCACGGGUUCAUAUUGCAUACCCUCCUGAAAGACAGCCAAAAUCUUUUACAAAACUGCAGCCAGUUCCAGUAAAACAUGAACCUGUCCUUCAGCAUGAGUUUGACUAUUUAACUCUAAAGAAGUAUAUCGAUUACCAAAGGACAAAGAAGCAAAUCCAUAAUUGGUAUACACAAACCACAUACAGAGAAGCAUUCACAUUACCAUUUUACAAGUCAGACAAUGUUGAAGAUAGUUUUCUCCCAAGAACUGAAGCUGAAUCACUAUCAGUUUGGAAGAGUUUUCCUGCCUUGGAGAAGACUGCUGUUAAACCUUCAUUUAUGGGAGUGUGAUAAAUUCUUUCAUCUGAAGUCUUUUUAAAAAAACAAUAUGGAAGAACCUUUUAGCACCUUUGCAGCCAGGUAAUGACUGCAAACAGUGUAGAUGCCAUGACAAGUUUAAAUACAAUUUGCAUAGCUUCAACCCUAGGAAUUCAGUUUAUGAUGUGGAUAAGCUUUCAGUGCUAGAAAUCAAAUGGGACACAGAGCCACAAUAAAAUAAGCAUAAUUAGA
Molecule: messenger RNA, 822 nt
Organism: Hemicordylus capensis (graceful crag lizard)
Lineage: Eukaryota; Metazoa; Chordata; Lepidosauria; Squamata; Cordylidae
Gene: SPMIP3
Product: chromosome 1 C1orf100 homolog
Exons: 5
Coding region: 160-603 (147 amino acids)
Source: RefSeq, a predicted model, not a curated record